This is a messenger RNA of Bombina bombina (fire-bellied toad), 1148 nucleotides long. It is a transcript of the gene GADD45GIP1, whose product is annotated as GADD45G interacting protein 1. The transcript is spliced from 2 exons. NCBI's taxonomy places the organism in Eukaryota, Metazoa, Chordata, Amphibia, Anura, Bombinatoridae. Gene Ontology annotation, cellular component: nucleus. The record is from RefSeq and is a predicted model, not a curated record. Bases 50 to 706 code for a protein of 218 amino acids.
UCCGCCACACUCUAAAGCCCUCAUCCUGACAGCAGAGAAAAUUUUCAAGAUGGCAGCCGCCAUGAGGCGCUGCUGGACACAGCUGACCUUGCUGUGGCCGGCAGCAAGUUAUCAUGCGAGGCCGAGGAUUUGGGGCCUUGGUGGAAUUUACAAGCCAGACCCUGAAGACCCUCGCACCAAGGAGUGGCAAAAGGGACCAGCGUAUGAGGCUAAGUUGUACGGAAGAUUUGGGUCUCCCUCAGGGGUUAAGCCUGAGAGUUUAUGGCCGAGUCAGGAGCGCCUGCGGGAGAUAGAGGAAGAAGAGAAGGAAUGGUGCCCGACCCUUCGCGAGAUGCUGGAUAAGGUGGAGGCAGAGGAACGAGAAUUGCAGCGAGCAAAGGAGGCGAGGGAACGUCUGAUUGCUGCAAAUAUGGCCAAGAUGCCAAAGAUGGUUGCAGACUGGCGCAGAGAGAAAAAAGAGCUUAGGCAAAAACUACGGGAAGAGAAGGAUCGUAGGGAACGUCUCCUGGCACGUGCAAGAGAGAAGUUUGGGCUGAAUGUGGACCAUCGUAGCCCUAAAUUCCAGGAGCUGGUAAAAGAGAUGGAGAAAGAGGAAAAGAAGAAACAGAAAGCCCUGAAAAAGAAGUUGAAAGAGGAAUCUCUGGCAGCAGUGCCAGCUACACCGUCCCCUCAAUCAGUGAGCACCACCAAGGCAGAAACACCCUAAAAAUACAAAUUCAGUAUGUGAAUUUACUGUGGUCUUUUCUGCUUAUCAAAGCAGAAUUUAAAGGGACGCUGUCCUGAUUACCUCAGGAAAUCAUGUUGUAUGCAGCAUAUACACAUCUCUUAGGGGAUGAGAGUUCAGUACAGAAGUCAGAAAGUGAGGCACAAGUCUUUGCCUCAGUAAUACAGAUCAUCCGGAAACCUUACUUUUUUUAUCAUUCUGUUCUGCACUAAGAGGAUGGCCGUACACUUUGGAUUCCACAUUUCAGUGGCAGUUUGUAUUGGUGAAAGGAAUGUAUUUCUUGGAAUAUUUAAUAGUAAAAUGACUUUUUUUUUUGCAUAAGCAGGGACUGGUUUAGAAUGAUUAUACAUUGAUGUUUAAUAUAAAAUCUUAAUGUGCAACUGAGUUUUUGGAUUUAUUUGCAAAAUAAAAUAUGAAAAAACUA